AUGGCUCCGCCGGCCGCGAUCGAGACUUUCCCUGAAACGGACACGACGAGUUUCACUGUUCCUGAUCGGUUGACCAUUCAGCAUGUUGCUAAGCGUAGGGCUGCGUCCGGCAAACUGGUUGCUGGUGUGGCUGCUGUUGCAGACAUCGACGCCUUCAAGGGUCGGACGCAGCACCUGCAUAAGGGCAAGGCGAAGCGGUGGGAUCAUCGGUUGAGCACAGAGGCCAGGACCAGGAAAGGCAACUCGUUGAAGAACGCUGCAGCGUAUCUGAAGACGCCAGGUUUGAUCUCUUUGGGCGGAGGGCUGCCGUCAGCCGAGUACUUUCCGUUCGAGGAGCUCAGUAUCAAGGUCCCAGACAAUGGCCGGUAUUCAGAAGAAGACGUCCGCAAGCGUGGGAAGGUCCUGACAGCAGGCAAGCAUGAUCAGGCGGAUGGCAAGUCACACUUCGACAUUGCCACAUCCUUUCAAUACGGUCAGGGUCAUGGAGCUGCCCAAUUCCUGCGCUGGCUCAUCGAGCACACGGAGAUUGUACACGACCCUCCAUACCAGGACUGGAGCUGCACGAUGUCGAUCGGGUCAACUUCUGCCACAGACAUGGCAUUCCGAAUGUUCUGCAAGCCUGGUGACUGGGUCCUGACUGAGCAAUUCACCUUUCCAACGAUGAUCGAAACCGUGCGGCCCAUGGGCGUCCGGGUCGCUGGCGUGCCAAUGGAUGAGUAUGGCUUGUGCCCAAGGCAACUAGACGAUCUGCUUUCCAACUGGGACGAGAAAGAGCGGGCAGGUCCCAAGCCGUUCCUGAUGUACAUCGUCCCAACCGGCCAGAACCCAACUGGUGCCACACAGUCUGCGCAGCGCCGGAGAGAAGUGUAUGCGGUCGCUCAGAAGCACGAUCUUUACAUCCUGGAAGACGAGCCAUAUUACUUCCUCCAGAUGCAGCCUUACACUGGACCCAACGCACCUGACGUUCCACCCCCUGCGUCCCACGAAGAGUUCAUCAAAAGUCUCGUGCCCUCAUUCCUUUCCAUGGACGUCGACGGCCGAGUGAUGCGCUUCGAUUCCUUCUCCAAAGUCAUAGCACCAGGCAGUCGAGUCGGCUGGAUCACCGCUUCCGAGCAGAUCUGCGAGCGCUACCGCAACCAUUCCGACACCUCCACACAAGGUCCGAGCGGGAUAAGUCAGCUUGUCCUCUUUAAGCUGCUUGAGGAGCACUGGGGCCAUGCCGGGUACCUUGACUGGCUGAUCCACAUGCGGAUGGAGUACACCGCCCGUCGCAACACCAUUCUAGACGCUUGUGAGCGGUACCUGCCCAAAGACAUCGUCAGCUGGGUUCCACCCAUGGCGGGCAUGUUUCACUGGCUGGAGAUUGACUACACGAAACAUCCUCGGUAUCCAGAUAUGUCUAUGGACGACAUUGAGGAUGAGCUGUUCCUGAAGAACGUCGAUCAUGGGACACUGCUGAUGAAGGGCUCGUGGUUCUGCGCAGAGGCGGAUACCGAGAAGAGCAAGAUGUUCUUCCGCGCGACCUAUGCUGCUGCGCGAUUCGACCAGAUCGAGGAGGCGAUUAGGAGGUUCGGUGCGGCGGUGAGGGAGUCAUUUGGUCUUGAAGCGUACACUAAUGGAACGCAUUGA
Saxophila tyrrhenica is the source of this 1629-nucleotide messenger RNA. Its product is annotated as Aromatic/aminoadipate aminotransferase 1. NCBI's taxonomy places the organism in Eukaryota, Fungi, Ascomycota, Dothideomycetes, Mycosphaerellales, Extremaceae. The record is from RefSeq and is a predicted model, not a curated record. Bases 1 to 1629 code for a protein of 542 amino acids. Gene Ontology annotation, molecular function: L-2-aminoadipate:2-oxoglutarate transaminase activity; pyridoxal phosphate binding; aromatic-amino-acid:2-oxoglutarate transaminase activity. Gene Ontology annotation, biological process: L-tyrosine biosynthetic process; aromatic amino acid catabolic process. The transcript has 2 exons.